AUGCUUAUCCCGAAUGCAGAGAUUUGCUCUGGUUUUCUACCGACUCACGUCCUGAUAUUGGAUCUUUGCUUCGUUCGGCUUGUGAGGAGUGCCACUUUUGUGGAUCUUGCCGGUCUACAAUCGAAAUGGAUUGGUACCCUUGAUCGACUUGUAUUCUCUUCUCCUACACUAUAA
Plasmopara halstedii is the source of this 174-nucleotide messenger RNA. RefSeq lists its product as uncharacterized. The record is from RefSeq and is a predicted model, not a curated record. The transcript has 2 exons. Lineage: Eukaryota; Oomycota; Peronosporomycetes; Peronosporales; Peronosporaceae. The coding region runs from base 1 to 174 and encodes 57 amino acids.